Molecule: messenger RNA, 4140 nt
Organism: Oncorhynchus keta (chum salmon)
Lineage: Eukaryota; Metazoa; Chordata; Actinopteri; Salmoniformes; Salmonidae
Product: vascular endothelial growth factor receptor 3-like
Exons: 22
Coding region: 340-3768 (1142 amino acids)
Biological process (GO): positive regulation of kinase activity; protein phosphorylation; multicellular organism development
Cellular component (GO): signaling receptor complex
Molecular function (GO): ATP binding; transmembrane receptor protein tyrosine kinase activity
Source: RefSeq, a predicted model, not a curated record
UGUGUGCGUGUCCAAUGUGCCCGACCCAGUAAAAUGACUGUGGUGUCCAUUCAGGUCUUGCUGAAUCCUUUUGUUUUUCAACAGGAAAAGAGAAAAACGCUUUCCCCCCUCUCUCUCUCCUCUAUUUCACCCAUGCACAUCCUCCUCGCGUGGUUCUGGUGACAGAGUCACGGUUUCCCGGUUCCACAGCAAGCGCACCUGAGUUUGUCCCAUUCAACUCACAUACUUUUUUAACUUUCCUCCUUUCUCUCUCUCCCUGCACUCAUCAACACCUCAAACACGCGACGUUUGUAGUAAAAUAAUCAUCGGUUAAACCUUCGCAGGACUGGAGAACUGGAAAUGAAGAGAGAUUUGACGUGUUUCUGUCGGAUUUGGGUUGGGAUCGUUGCUGCUUCAGGUCUGGUGAUUGGCUACUCUAUGACUCCGCCCACCAUUGACAGCCACAAAGAAGACCUGGUGAUCCACGCAGAUGAAACACUGUCCAUCACAUGCAGGGGUCAGCGUACUCUGUCCUGGGUGUGGCCUGAGACGACCCUGGUGGGAGAGGAGCUGACUGACCGUCAGGCCGGACCCAGGCCCAGCAGAGCCCCAGGGAGAGAGGCCGAGACUGGGUCUGGAACCCCUGUUUGUACCCCCGGGGCUGGAGUUGUGGGAGACCACCCCGUGGCCGCGGAGCGGACUGGUACGCCUGCUUCGGUCCCUGUCCAGAGAAGGGGAGUCAGCAUCCUGGAGUGUCCAGGGGAGCCUGGAAGGCCGUAUUGCAAGACCCUGGUCCUCACUGGAGCUAAAGGGAAUGAUACAGGGUACUACCGCUGUUACUACAGAGAUGUCAAGGCCGUCAUCGACGGGACCACGGCUGCUACUCUAUAUGUGUUUGUCAGAGAUUUGGAGCAGCCUUUCCUCAGGAGAAACAGAGGGAGCAACGGGGACCUGGAGACCAUCUUCAUAUCAAGAUCCUCCACUCACGUCACAGUACCUUGUCUGGUCACUGUGCCCGACCUCAACGUCACACUUUAUCUGUGGGAGACGAUACCUAUGCUCCUGGAGGAUGAGGGGAUGGUGUGGGACAGUAAAAGAGGCUGGUCCAUCCCUAGACAAACCUUAGACUCCAGACCUUUUCUCAUUGGGAUUUACUGCGAAGCUACACGACAAGGGAGACACUACCGCUCUACUCUCUACCUGGUGCAGUCCACAGGAAGUCAGGUUUACGACUUCAAGCUCUAUCCAGAGGACUCGGUGGAGCUGUUCGUGGAGGAAGCCCUGACGCUCAACUGUACCGCCACAGUGGAGUUUAACACCCUGGUCGAGUUCCAGUGGUCCUAUCCUGGAAAACAGAUGAACAGUACAGUGGUCAUAGUGCACAAGCGUAAUUCUCUCUCUCGGUUCACGGAGGCCGUCAGCAUCCUGACCAUCCAAAGCGUCAACGUCACCGACACCGGCACUUACACCUGCUCUGCCAUCAGCGUGGACAAAAAAAUGGAUCUGGAAACACAAGUCACAGUGUAUGAGAAACCAUUCAUCAGCCUAGACUACAUGAGCGGCCCGGUCGUCGAGGCAACGUCAGGACAGAAGUCUUUUAAACUGUUAGUCAAGGUGUCAGCAUACCCCAGACCUGACAUACAGUGGUAUAAAGGUGAUAAGUUGAUCAGCCGUCGUCCAGAGUUCAACAGGAUGCGUCUCCAUCAGCACUUUAACUUAGAGAUCAGAGACGUUCACCCUGAGGAUGCUGGGAACUACACCGUCCUCCUCAAGAACACCGCGGCCUUGCUGGAGAGGAGAAUCACCAUCACACUCAUCAUCAACGUUCCCCCUCAGAUCCAUGAGAAGGAAAUAGCGACACCCUCUAACCCGUAUAGCCGUGGCAGCAGACAGACCCUCAUCUGUACAGGGUACGGACUCCCCGCCCCCAACAUCACCUGGCAGUGGAGGGCAUGGAGCCCCUGUGGCCUCAACAGCACCCAACGCCUGGAAGACAAACACCCACACCUGAGUCGGAGGGAUCGUAAAGGGCGUAGCGACAGCGUCUCAGACUGUCAGAACUGGCAGGACCUGGACUCACAGAACACCGUUAAUGAAAUAGAAAACAUCCAGACGUCAGUCGAAGUGGUGGACGGGAGGCAGAAGAUAGUCAGCAGACUGGUGAUCCAGAACGCCAGUGUAUCAGUCAUGUAUAAAUGUUCUGCUAACAACAAAGUGGGUAAAGACCAGAAGCUGAUAUACUUCUAUGUGACCACUAUCCCAGAAGGGUUCAGUGUAGAGCUGGGUCCGGCUGAGGAACCUCUGGAGCAGGAGGAGGUGGCGCUAAGCUGCAUCGCUGACAACUACACCUACGAACAGCUCACCUGGUACAGACUGGACCCGCAGGCGCUGCAGGAUGAGCGUGGUAAACCCCUGGAGCUGGACUGUCGUAGUGUCCACCUGUACGCUGACCGCCUGGAUGGACAACUGACCUAUCAGGAGCAGUCUAACAGCUGGGUCCUGGAGAUGACUAUAGCGAGCAUCACGCUACAGGAUGAAGGGAACUAUGUCUGUGAGGUUCAGAAUAGGAGGAGCCGAGAGAAACACUGUCUACGCAAAUACAUAUCGGUUAAAGCUCUAGAAGCCCCCUGGUACAGACACAACCCAGCCAAUCUAACAUUGAACGUCAGUGAGUCUCUCCUGAUGGAGUGUGAUGUAGUGGGAACUCCUUCACCACACCUCUCCUGGUUCAAAGACAACCAGCCCCUGCACCAAAUGUCAGGACUGCAGCUACAGGACGCCAACAGGACGUUGAGUAUCCAGCGAGUCAGAGAAGAGGACGCCGGUCUCUACACCUGCACCGCCUGUAAUCAGAGGGGCUGCGCACACUCCUCCGCUGCUGUCACAGUGCUGGGUUCUAGUGACAGGGCUAACUUGGAGAUCAUGAUUCUGAUCGGGACGGGUGUCAUCGCUGUGUUCUUCUGGGCUCUACUCCUUCUCAUCUUCUGCAACGUCAAACGGGUGAACCCAGCAGAUAUAAAGACAGGCUAUCUAUCCAUCAUAAUGGACCCAGGGGAGGUUCCUCUGGGUGAGCAGUUUGAAUACCUCCCCUACGACUCCUCCCAGUGGGAGAUAUCUAUGGACAAACUACAACUAGGGAAGGUGUUGGGUCAUGGAGCGUUUGGGAAGGUCAUCGAGGCCUCCAUCUUUGGCAUCCGCCAGAACAGCAGCCUGGACACUGUGGCGGUGAAGAUGCUGAAAGAGGGAGCGUGUGCCAGUGACCACAAGGCUCUGAUGUCAGAGCUGAAGAUCCUGAUCCACAUUGGGAAUCAUCUUAACGUGGUCAACCUCCUGGGGGCAUGCACCAAACCCAGCGCCCCCCUCAUGGUGGUAGUGGAGUACUGCAAGUAUGGGAACCUGUCCAACUACCUGAGAGCCAAGAGAGAGUUCUUCCUACCUUACAGGGACCGCUCCCCUAAGACUCAGAGCCAGGUGAGACGCAUGAUAGAGGCGGGACAAGUGGAGCAGAGAGCCCGCCUCCCACCUUCCCCGUCCUCCUCCUCUAUUGGCAGCUUCCAGAAUCAGUCACCCAGCAAGUCCAAUCAGAAGAGCCACACUCCUGCUGUGGAGAAAAUGGAAGACCUAUGGAAGACUCCUCUCACUAUAGAAGAUCUGAUUUGUUAUAGUUUCCAGGUGGCCAGGGGAAUGGAGUUCCUGGCCUCACGAAAGGUAUUUCCCCAGCAUCCACACACCCAUCGUCCCAGAAGACUUCUCCUUAAAACCCCAUCGUCCCAGAAGACUUCUCCUUAAAACCCCAUCGUCCCAGAAGACUUCUCCUUAAAAACCCAUCGUCCCAGAAGACUUCUCCUUAAAACCCCAUCGUCCCAGAAGACUUCUCCUUAAAACCCCAUCGUCCCAGAAGACUUCUCCUUAAAAACCCAUCGUCCCAGAAGACUUCUCCUUAAAAACCCAUCGUCCUAGAAGACUUCUCCUUAAAACCCAUCGUCCCAGAAGAUUUCUCCUUAAAACCCCAUCGUCCCAGAAGACUUCUCCUUAAAACCCCAUCGUCCCAGAAGACUUCUCCUUAAAACCCCAUCGUCCCAGUAGACUUCUCCUUAAAACCCCAUCGUCCUAGAAGAUUUCUCCUUAAAACCCCAUCGUCCCAGAAGACUUCUCCUUAAA